UCCCGCCCACCGCCCCAAAGGCCACAGGCGGGCCCCGAGCGGAAAGAAUGCCACAUGUGGCCUUCAGACAUUGUGCGCCCGGAGUCCACUUCGGUCCUCCGACCGGCCCUGUUCCAGGGGAGAGACUGAGUGGGACCUGGGCUCCUGAUAGCCAUCUGGGUGAGCCCGUCCUGUAAGCCAGAGGGACCGGCUGUGCCAGAGACAAGCAAACAACUAUUACCGCGCAAGACUGUGGGCGGGAAGAGGAAGCCCGAAGUGAGCACGGACAGGGCUGGAGCUUUGAGAGAGAGUGAGCCCAAGAGCAACCCAGAGAGAGCUGGGCCUCUCCAGAGGCCGACCCUGUCCCCCAGCCCCUCGCUCAGCGGCUCGGCAGCGCAGCAGCUUAGCCCUGCCCUGCCUGCUGCUCGCCUCUUCCAGGCCGGCUGCUGCUGUAGCCAACAUUGCUGGGGCAGCCCUCCUUCCCACCCACAAUGGCCGUAUACCGCGUGUGUGUGACCACUGGCCCCUACCUGAUGGCCGGCACACUGGACAACAUCUCCGUUACACUGGUGGGCAUGUGUGGUGAGAGCCCCAAGCAGCUGCUGGAUCGGGUGGGCAGGGACUUCGCCCCUGGAUCGGUGCAGAAGUACAAGGUGCGCUGCUCAGCAGAGCUGGGUGAGCUCUUGCUGCUGCGUCUACACAAGGAGCGCUAUGCUUUCUUCCGCAAGGACUCCUGGUACUGCAGCUGCAUCUGUGUCACCGCCCCUGAUGGUACCCUGUCCCACUUCCCCUGCUAUCAGUGGAUUGAGGGCUUCUGCACCAUAGAGCUGCGACCAGGAACAGCAAGAACUAUUUGUCAGGACUCCCUUCCCCUCCUUCUGGAUCACAGGAAACGGGAACUCCAGGCCCGACAGGAAUGCUACCGCUGGAAAGUCUACGCCCCUGGCUUCCCCGGCAUUGUGGACGUCAGCAGCUUUGAGGAGAUGGAGUCAAACAAGAAAUUUGCCUUGACCAAGAUGACACCUUGUGCAGACCAGGGUGACAGCAGUGGGAAUCGGUACCUGCCUGGCUUCCCCAUGAAAAUUGACAUCCCAUCCCUGCUGUACAUGGACCCCAAUAUUCGCUACUCAGCCACCAAGACGACCUCGCUGCUCUUCAAUGCCAUCCCUGCGUCCUUGGGGAUGAAGCUUCGAGGGCUGCUGGACCGCAAGGGCUCCUGGAAGAAGCUGGAUGACAUUCGGAAUAUCUUCUGGUGCCACAAGACCUUCACUUCAGAGUACGUCACAGAGCACUGGCAUGAAGACCACUUCUUCGGGUACCAGUACCUGAAUGGUGUCAAUCCUGUCAUGCUCCAUUGCCUCUCCAGCUUGCCCAGAAAGCUGCCUGUCACCAAUGACAUGGUGGCCCCUUUGCUGGGACCAGGCACCUGCCUGCAGACAGAGCUAGAGAGGGGGAACAUCUUCCUAGCCGACUACUGGAUCCUGGCGGAGGUCCCCGUCCACUACCUAAAUGGCCGCCCUCAGUACGUGGCCGCCCCGCUCUGUCUAUUGUGGCUCAACUCCCAAGGGGCGCUGGUGCCCUUGGCCAUCCAGCUCAGCCAGACUCCCGGGCCCGACAGCCCCAUCUUUUUGCCCACUGACUCCGACUGGGACUGGGUGCUGGCCAAGACGUGGGUGCGCAACUCCGAGUUCCUGGUGCACGAGAACAACACGCACUUUCUGUGCACGCACUUGCUGUGCGAGGCCUUCGCCAUGGCCACGCUGCGUCAGCUGCCUCUCUGCCAUCCCAUCUACAAGCUCCUGCUUCCCCACACUCGCUACACGCUGCAGGUGAACACCAUCGCAAGGGCCACGCUGCUCAACCCUGAGGGCCUUGUGGACAAGGUCACGUCCAUCGGGAGGCAAGGUCUCCUCUACCUCAUGAGCACUGGUCUGGCCCACUUCACCUACACCAAUUUCUGCCUUCCGGACAGCCUGCGGGCCCGCGGCGUCUUGGCCAUCCCCAACUACCAUUACCGAGACGACGGCCUGAAGAUCUGGGCCGCCAUUGAGAGCUUUGUCUCAGAAAUCGUGGGCUACUAUUAUCCCAGUGAUGUGUCAGUGCAGCAGGAUUCGGAGCUGCAGGCCUGGGUCGGCGAGAUUUUUGCUCAGGCGUUCCUAGGCCGAGAAAGCUCAGGCUUCCCACGCCAGCUGUGCACCUCAAGAGAGCUGGUGAAGUUCCUCACUGCAAUCAUCUUCAACUGCUCCGCCCAGCACGCUGCUGUCAACAGUGGGCAGCAUGACUUUGGGGCCUGGAUGCCCAAUGCCCCAUCAUCCAUGAGGCAGCCCCCACCACAGGCCAAGGGGACCACCACCCUGAAGAGUUACCUAGACACUCUCCCAGAAGUGAACAUCACCUGUAAAAACCUUCUCCUCUUCUGGUUGGUCAGCCAAGAGCCCAAAGACCAGCGCCCCCUCGGCACCUACCCGGACGAGCACUUCACUGAGGAGGCCCCGCGGCGGAGCAUCGCUGCCUUCCAGGGCCGCCUGGCCCAGAUCUCGAGGGACAUCCGAGAUCGCAACCAGAGCCUGGCGCUGCCCUACGCCUACCUGGACCCUCCCCUCAUCGAGAACAGCGUCUCCAUCUAACCCCCUCCUCCUACCACCUGGGAGAGAAAGGCCCAAGCAUGAGGAGGGCCAACUUCUCAGGGUCCUCUAGGCCAUGCUGCCCUCUCUGUUCUCUGUCAGCCUGAACCUUCUCCUCUGCAGGUGGGGACCUUUUCCACCCAAGAUGGCUCUAGCAUCAUGUGAACUGGGCCCUAAGCUGUGAGGGACCAAUACAGCAGGGUCCAGGGUGAGAAGCUGCUGGCUGACGUCAAACGCACAACAGGCUCCUCCAAAAGGAAGGAACCCCAUCAUCCUUUGCCCUACUUUGGGCGGCCUCCUGCUCCCCUCUCCUGUGAAAAUCUACCUCCUCCCAUUGGGACCCUUGGCUUGGGACUCGGAGCUG
Messenger RNA from Ceratotherium simum simum (southern white rhinoceros), 2967 nucleotides. RefSeq names its product arachidonate epidermal lipoxygenase 3 (gene ALOXE3). Lineage: Eukaryota; Metazoa; Chordata; Mammalia; Perissodactyla; Rhinocerotidae. Gene Ontology annotation, molecular function: iron ion binding; protein binding; oxidoreductase activity, acting on single donors with incorporation of molecular oxygen, incorporation of two atoms of oxygen. Gene Ontology annotation, biological process: lipid oxidation. The record is from RefSeq and is a predicted model, not a curated record.